AGAUCGUACAACAGACUCUUUUGUCUGUACCAAAGGUGGUUAUUUGCCAGUGCUUGAAAGCCAUAGUGAAUAGAAACCAAAACAAACUGACUUUUCUAUCCCAAAGUUGAUCAAAUAUGACAAGACACAACAAAACUCAGAUAAAAAUCAAAAUGGAAGAUGUGGGAGUUGAGUUUGAUGGGCAGGAGAUCGACAGUGAUGAUGAUGCAGGGAGACGUGGAAAAAUAAACAGACAACAAAACAAUAAACCCUCCCCUGCCAGUGCCAGGAAUAACAGAAAUAACAACAGGUCCCAACCUCAGGCUCGAAAUGGUAGAAGGACUGCAGUUGAAAGUGACAGUGAGGAGGAAGAAGAGGAUGAAGCCCCUAAACCGAGACGAGGGAACAGGAAAAAGCCGGCUAAAGCACAAGACAGUGAUGAAGAGAGCGAGGACGAGCAGCCAAAGAGGAAGACCAACAAAAAGGGUGGAAACCAAAAGCAGAAAGCAGUGCCGAAUAAUAAAGAGAAACAAGCUGAUAAGAAGGAUAAAAGGAAGGAUAAAGAUAAAGAUGACAGCAAGGAUAAAAAGAAGAAACAAAAGAAAGACAGUAGUUCCUCCACUUCCUCCUCCUCAGAUGAAGACUCUAUGUCUGAGGAAGAAUUGACCAAGCUAAUGGAGGAGGUCGAAGAGAAGAAGAAACUUGUGUCCAACAUAAGGAAUAAGCCCUGGCGCAUGAAGAGGCGGCUGGUGGCACUAAAAGAAGCUCAAGGUUUUGUGGAAAAGUUUGAAGGAGCUUUGGGCAAAGGAAAAGGAAGAAGACUGUAUGCCUAUAAAAUAAUGAUGACGAAGAAAUUGAUCAAGUUUCAAAGAGAUUUUGACAAUUUUAAGACUGCCUGUAUCCCUUGGGAGAGGAAGAUAAAGGAAGUUGAAAGUCACUUUGGAUCCUCUGUAGCCUCUUAUUUCAUAUUUCUCAGAUGGAUGUAUGGAAUGAAUUUGGUUCUUUUUGGCUUCACAUUUGGGCUGGUUGUAAUACCCGAGCUUCUAAUGGGGCUCCCUUAUGGAAGUAUUCCCCGCAAAACUGUCCCAAGAGCUGAACAGGCUAAAGCUAUGGAUUUCUCAACACUUUGGGACUUUGAUGGUUAUUGUAAGUACUCAGUCCUCUUUUAUGGCUAUUACAAUGAUCAACGGACAAUUGGCUUACUGAAAUUCAGAUUACCUUUGGCAUACCUGAUGGUCGGGAUUGGCACUUUUGGGUACAGCCUGAUGGUUGUUAUACGAACAAUGGCUGCAAACGCCAAUGAAAAUGGAGGAGAUGGUGAAGACUCCGACUUCAAUUUCAGUUGGAAAAUGUUUACAAGUUGGGAUUACCUGAUUGGUAAUUCAGAAACAGCUGACAACAAAUUUGCCUCCAUUACUACCAGCUUUAAGGAAUCUAUUGUGGAUGAAGAGGAAAACCAGAAGGAUGAAAACAUCCAUUUAAGAAGAUUCCUUCGUGUCUUGGCAAAUGUCCUUAUUAUAUGCAGUUUAGGCGGAAGUGGUUAUCUUAUUUACUUUGUAGUAAAACGGUCACAGAACUUUGCUACUAGGGAUAAUCUGGGAUGGUAUGAGAAAAAUGAGGUUGAGAUUGUGAUGUCCUUGCUAGGACUGGUCUGCCCUCCACUCUUUGAGAGCAUUGCUCAACUAGAGGAAUACCACCCACGUAUCGCACUAAAGUGGCAGCUGGGGAGAAUUUUUGCCUUGUUCCUCGGAAACUUAUAUACGUUCCUUUUUGCACUGUUUGAUGAGGUGAAUCAAAAGCUUGCAGUGGAAGAGUCUAUAAAGAAUGCCACAAUAUGGGCAACAAAUAUGUACUACGCCAAUUUCACAGGGAACACAUCUGCCACCCCACCACCCAUAGACCCUGCAGAUGUAAUCAGAGGACCAUGCUGGGAAACCACUGUUGGAAUUGAGUUUGUGAAGCUUACUGUUUCUGACAUACAAGUUACAUAUAUUACUAUUUUGGUUGGAGAUUUCCUUCGAGCUGUGAUUGUGCGAUUUCUUAAUUAUUGCUGGUGUUGGGACCUGGAAUCUGGAUUUCCAUCUUAUGCAGAGUUUGAUAUAAGUGGUAAUGUGCUGGGACUUGUCUUCAAUCAAGGAGUGAUCUGGAUGGGUGCCUUCUAUGCUCCAGGACUAGUUGGAAUUAAUGUCCUGCGUCUGCUGACUUCCAUGUACUACCAGUCCUGGGCUGUAAUGAGUUCUAAUGUUCCUCAUGAACGCAUUUUCAAAGCAUCCAGGUCCAAUAAUUUUUACAUGGGGCUCCUGUUGCUGAUCUUGUUCCUAAGUUUGUUACCGGUAGUCUACACCAUCAUGACCUUACCACCUUCAUUUGACUGUGGACCCUUCAGUGGGAAAUCAAAAAUGUUUGAUAUCAUUAAGGAGACAAUUGAAUUAGAUUUUCCAGCCUUUGUUGGAAAUAUCUUCAGCUACGUAGCCAACCCAGGACUGAUUAUCCCUGCUAUUCUGCUGAUGGUGUUGGCGAUUUACUAUUUAAAUGCUGUUUCCAAAGCAUAUGAAAAAUCAAAUCUGGAACUUAAGAAAAAGAUGCAAAUGCAACGAGACGAAGAGAAGAACCGAAGGAACAACCAAGACAGCACAAAUUCAAUAAUGAAAGAUUUAGAAGACCUGCUGCCCAUCAAGUCUGAGGGUGGUAAUAGUACUGCACCAGCUAAGAAGGCAAGCAUCGACAAGAAUGACCCACCAAAAACCGCAAAAGGAGCUGGCAAACAAGAAGAGGUAUCUCACAAUGGAAGCAGUGUGAACCCUGAGAAGGAGGUGUCACUGGCAGCACAGAACCCCCGCAUUGCAGUGACAAGGCCACCGGGACCCAGACCGCCCGGGCCCUUACCUGGAAACCCACAGCUGACGGUCCCUGGCCAGCGUGGACGAGGCCAACCCCAGAGAAUAGUAAGAGGUCAGCCCAGGCGCUAACACUCUGACUUUUACUCACUGUCUUUACUCAGUCAGUGUGGAUUCAGGUUGUUUCAGCAUUCAAUGCUCUUUGCAGACCAGUUGUCUGUUUCCUGUACAGAAAAUAUCCACCAAAUCCACAUCAUCUAAAUAUGUUCGGUACCGAUUAGGAGUAACUGUACAUUCUGAUUGAGGAUAAAUAUGCAUUUCCUAAACUAAUGAUUGUUUUUACUUUUACUGCAAAAUUAUUAACUGGUAAUUAAUACCAUUGUAAUUGAUUGUACAAUAAAUACACUGUCAUUCCUUUACCAAAAUGUUGUUAUAUAUUUUAGAAUAUGUACUGCAUAUGUGUAUUUUCAGGUAGGUCUAGUUACAACCAGGUGUGAAGCUUUAUUACUUCUAUGUAAAAACAUAAAUAUUAGUUUUGUAUUAUAAUUUACUGGAAAAACUGGAAUAUUAUCUACUAUACUCCAGAAAAAAUAUGAUCUAUUUGUGUAACUGUAAACUGUAUUGGACAUAGUUACAGUUAUUAAAAUUGAAUCGACAAAUAUAUACAGUAUAGG
Molecule: messenger RNA, 3490 nt
Organism: Polyodon spathula (Mississippi paddlefish)
Lineage: Eukaryota; Metazoa; Chordata; Actinopteri; Acipenseriformes; Polyodontidae
Product: transmembrane channel-like protein 2-A
Exons: 20
Coding region: 117-2948 (943 amino acids)
Biological process (GO): vestibular reflex; detection of mechanical stimulus involved in sensory perception of sound
Cellular component (GO): plasma membrane
Molecular function (GO): mechanosensitive monoatomic ion channel activity
Source: RefSeq, a predicted model, not a curated record